Messenger RNA from Hyaloscypha bicolor E, 1365 nucleotides. RefSeq lists its product as uncharacterized. The record is from RefSeq and is a predicted model, not a curated record. Lineage: Eukaryota; Fungi; Ascomycota; Leotiomycetes; Helotiales; Hyaloscyphaceae. The transcript has 3 exons. The coding region runs from base 300 to 1238 and encodes 312 amino acids.
ACGUUCACACGCUCGUCUUUCGGAGCCAUCACGAUCUCGACCUGACGUUUCGGGAAUUGAAGACCGAACAAAAAGACGUCGACUGGAAUACGAAGAGUAUUCGUGUUCGACCAACCCACACACGGCCAAAGCCCGAGCCCGCGUUGCCAACCUGGAGCCCUGCAACAAGCAGUACCAGCCUGGUAAAGCAAACGACACGAAGAUAGCAAGAUGUCACGUCGAGAAUAUUGUUAAGCGCUCCGAAGCACAUCAACGUGCUAGUUCGGCUGAGCAGCCUGCCUUGGUGGAGCAAGGUAGGAAUGAAUAUGUUAAUGCUCGUUAUGCUCGCCGUUCGGAGGAUGCUCGUGAUUUGUCGGCAAUUGGAAUGGGGGGUUUCAGCCACGUCCGCAACCAGAGGGAGUAAUAUGAGAACCUCAACACAUACGGAUAUUGCAGCAGGGCGCAAAAGGCGCGCGACGGGAGAGACACAGGUUGAUGGCGGAGCAGCUGAUAAAGCUGAUUUUGGCACGGUGUUGAGUAAAUAUCGGGUCUCGGGGGCAUCAGAGGACCUGGCAGCAUCUCGGGCUGAAGAGGGGGCUCUCAGAGCGCGCUUUGGCUACCAGAAGUCUCACGCCUCAGACGACAACACCGAGUCAAGAAAGCACGCCGGAAUGGACCCCGAGGACCUUAUCGAUGCCUCAGAGGCAUCAAGGCCUGGUGGUAUGAGUGAGAAAGCUGCCUCACUCUCCAGCCUGCUGUCUCUUCUCGAGAAGCGCACAGAUACCCAACGACAAAACUUCACAGCCGCCCACCAGCUCCAAGUCAGCACAAGUGAGGAAAUCGCGCUCCUGCGAACGAUUUCUAACCGCCACGACGAAGAGGUUGAGGCGUUCAAGCAUUCCAUUAAACGCGAAAAGGAGUGGCGAAAGUACCUGGAUAAACUUACGAAGGAGCACAAAACGAGGAUCGCGCAACUUGAGGCCAAGCUAAGCCGCGAGAGGGAGGAUAAGCAGAACUUCAAGAUGGCGACGGAAGGACGGGUUGAUGCGCUGCUGAAGCAUCAUCAGGAAGGCUCAGAGAAGAUAUUGGGGAAGAUGGGCGCGUUGGAAAAGAUGGUGGAGAAGCAGAGUGCGCAGAUUUCGUACCUGAUGCGACCUGUUCCGGUGGAGAGUGAGGGGUGUGAGAAGCCUAAAAGUCAGGCGAAGAGUACGUGGGUGGAUUUGGAGCCUGCAUUUGUUGAUGGGUGGAAUACGCAUUGAGAUAUGGAGCAUCUGGCACAGGUUUUGCUUCGAGUGAGUUUUAGUGGACUGUUCGGCCAGCGACGUUGAAGUCUGCGCUCGCUAAUGUAAAUGGCCGGGCACUUUCAAGUCUCAGUUCGCGUAGUGG